AUGGGUCGCAAAGAGUCUAGUCUCAUUACCAAGAGAAAGAAACAAUUUUCCAAUGCCGCUGCAGCCUCUAGAACACCACCUCGUGCCUCCAAACGGAAGACAACGUCAACACCUAUUGAGCCCCAACGUCAGGCCCAGAAGUGCCAGAAGUGUCCUGGGAGGCCUCUUCGAGCCCAAUGCGAGCAUACCAAGCGCGGAAAGGAGUAUCUGGCGCGUCAAGCUGCAUUAAAUGAACUUGAGGAUGAUUCGGACAAUGAGUCCAGCUCAGACAGUUCCAACAGCAAUGUCGGGCCUGGCCCCUCUACCUCACUGGCAUUCAACAAUGCAGGCCCUUCCACUCCUGACAUCUUUGCAUCCGCGAGCACACCCGCAUCACACAGUGUCGUUGCCACUCCCACCCCCGCAUCAGCACGUUCUGGCAACAUGGGUGUGCUCACCUCAUCGCAUCUUGCCCAACUAUCUGCUCGCACGGGAAGUACCACCAGUGCGAGCCUCUCAUCAGCGUCCGCCUCAUCUUCUCGUCAAGCGCGCCGCACCAGUGCCAGAGACCCAUACAACGGCUUUGUUGAAGGAGCUUACCGUGGAUCGGAAAUCUAUCAAAUUGUGCGCGGCCAUGCGCUACCUUCACCUAUUGCCGACAAUACUCGGGCUGUACGGAGGUUUAUGAGUACAAUCAACUCGAUUGUCGAGAAGUGCGAGGACUUGUCUAGACAAACUUCGUGUUGGCUUUUUAUCGGUGCCCAGCACUCGACAGCUCGAUCUCCCGCCAUCAGUUAUGCCUCACCACGCCUUCGUCGAGAUGCUGCAGAGCAGGAAAAUGCGGACCUCCAACGCCAACUUGAUCAAUCUCGUCUUGACGCACAGCAAAUGGCGCAAUCAUUGGAGAAAGCGGCUCAGACUCAGAAAGAGUUAGAUAAACAGUUGAAGCGUUAUCAGCGUAUCCACGGCCUUCUUUAA
Molecule: messenger RNA, 957 nt
Organism: Psilocybe cubensis
Lineage: Eukaryota; Fungi; Basidiomycota; Agaricomycetes; Agaricales; Agrocybaceae
Exons: 7
Coding region: 1-957 (318 amino acids)
Source: RefSeq, a predicted model, not a curated record